CGAAAAAAAAAAGUUGAAGAAUUUCUAAUAAAAAAAAGAAAGAAAUAAUUAAUUACACAAAAUGAAAUUGUUGAUAUUUGCAAUGUUUUUGAAAAUUACAUUAUCACAAAUACAUAAACAUCAUUCGGAGGGGUUUCACGUUAAUGAAAAUCAAAAAAAUCACGUUUAUACAGUUCCCCUUGGAUCUGAGGCAUCCUUUCAUUGGAGAGUCGAUUUAAUUGAUGAAAAAAUAAUUGCUGAAGUUCAUUAUGUGGGUGAAGAAAAUUCUUGGUUUGCAAUUGGAUUUUCAAAUUAUGGAGAAUUAAAACCCGCUGAUUAUUGUAUUAUUUGGAUGGACUGGCAUCGCGAUGUAAAAAUUCAGGACGCAUGGACCAAUGAGGACGGUGCAAUUAAUUUAGACCCAAAUCAGAACUGUGAAAAUUUUGCCAUUCAUAGAAGAGGGAACAUUACGAAAUUUACAUUUACAAGAAAAUUCGAUACUUGCGAUAAUCAUGAUUAUAUUAUAGAGAGAGGUACAACCCACUUGGUAUGGCUAAAGGGUCGCGGACCCCUCUCCUCAUUGGCUGGCCUCACAAUUAAUGACGCAAAAAGUUCAGGCAUGUCAAGAACUGAAAUGCUAAGAAGAAUUCAUCCCAAACCAACUUUUCCUCGUGAUACAUGGAAUUUUGAAAUUUUAAAUGAUAACGUCAAAGUACCAAAUUCCGAGACAACAUAUUGGUGUCGAGUUUAUAAAUUAUCACCAGCUUUAAGUGAAAAACAUCAUAUUUUACAAUUUGGUCCAAUGAUACAAAAGGGCAAUGAGCACUUGGUUCAUCAUAUGGAAGUAUUUUAUUGUGCUGGACAGGCUGAUAUGGAAAUUCCUUUAUACAAUGGCCCAUGUGACAGUGGAGACCGUCCUCAGAAAACACAAAUUUGCAAAAAAGUACUAGCUGCCUGGGCAAUGGGCGCAGAUGCAUUUGUUUACCCCGAGGACGCUGGAUUAUCGAUUGGCGGCGCUAAUUUCAAUCGUUACGUUAUGCUCGAGGUUCAUUAUAAUAAUCCCGAAUUACUCGAAAAUACAAUCGACUCAUCGGGAAUUCAAUUUUUCCUGACAAAAACCCUGAGGAAAUAUGACGCAGGCGUAAUGGAAUUAGGUUUAGAGUAUACGGACAAAAUGGCCAUUCCACCACAACAGGAGGCUUUUCCACUCUCUGGACACUGUAUAAUGGAAUGCACUGGUGUUGGUUUACCUCAAAGUGGAAUAAAAAUUUUCGGCUCACAAUUGCACACACAUUUAACGGGGACAAAAGUUGUCACUCGUCACGUACGAAAUGGCGAAGAAUUGCCGCUUUUAAAUUACGAUUAUCAUUAUUCUACACAUUUUCAGGAAAUUCGUCUUUUGCCUGAACAUGUCACUAUUCUACCGGGAGAUUCUUUAAUAACUACUUGUACUUAUAAUACAAUGACAAGGAAUAACAUAACUCUCGGAGGUUUUGCAAUAUCUGACGAAAUGUGCGUUAAUUACGUUCAUUAUUAUCCGAAUACUCGACUUGAGGUUUGUAAAAGUGCCAUCAGCGAUGACGCAUUGAGAACUUAUUUUCGUUAUAUGCACGAAUGGGAAAAUCAGGGGACAAGUAAUGAAAAAGGAAUUUCAGAAAAUUACAAGAGCAUUGAAUGGACUCGCGUUCGAACCGCUGCCUUGCACGAUCUCUACGAAGCCGCACCUCUCGGCAUGCAAUGUAACGGUUCGGAUGGAUCACGAUUACCUGGAUUGUGGGAUAAUAUUGGAGCGACACCAGUUCGUUUACCACUCGCACCUUCUGCACGAAAUUGUCCAGAAUUAGAAAAUGAAAAUAAUUUUGAAAUGUAAAAUGUACAGAAAAAAUCUUUGUUUAAAAAAUUAAAAAAAAAAGAUCUACCAAA
This is a messenger RNA of Leptopilina heterotoma, 1902 nucleotides long. RefSeq names its product tyramine beta-hydroxylase (gene Tbh). Bases 62 to 1849 code for a protein of 595 amino acids. The transcript is spliced from 10 exons. Gene Ontology annotation, molecular function: dopamine beta-monooxygenase activity; copper ion binding. Lineage: Eukaryota; Metazoa; Arthropoda; Insecta; Hymenoptera; Figitidae. Gene Ontology annotation, cellular component: secretory granule membrane. Gene Ontology annotation, biological process: norepinephrine biosynthetic process; dopamine catabolic process; octopamine biosynthetic process. The record is from RefSeq and is a predicted model, not a curated record.